Molecule: messenger RNA, 369 nt
Organism: Salpingoeca rosetta
Lineage: Eukaryota; Choanoflagellata; Craspedida; Salpingoecidae
Exons: 3
Coding region: 1-369 (122 amino acids)
Molecular function (GO): protein binding
Source: RefSeq, a predicted model, not a curated record
AUGAGUUCAUCGCCAGAGGUCCUUGCGCUGCCAGGCGGCCAGCCCCCGCCCAUCUAUGUUCCUCAGCACCCGUUUCAUGUUGCGUGUGCCCUGCCGAAAGCGAGGCGGAAGCCUGUGCGCGUGCACUUGCAGAAGUAUCCCGACGACAUAAACGUCCCAGAGGAUGCCCCAACGAAGUACACGCCUCUUCACUUUGCGUGCAUGAGCGGCGACCUUAAGUUGGUCAAAUUUCUCAUCAAACGCGGGGCGCACAUUCGAGCCGGCGACUACUUGGACCGAACACCAGCAGACAUUGCGAUCAUGUACCACCACAAGCGGAUUGCCUUGUACUUGCUCACCUUGGAGCGGGAGGGGCUGACAGCUGAGUGA